Molecule: messenger RNA, 345 nt
Organism: Peronospora matthiolae
Lineage: Eukaryota; Oomycota; Peronosporomycetes; Peronosporales; Peronosporaceae
Source: the annotation of a GenBank genome assembly
AUGAGUGAGUGCGCCGAGUGGAAGGUGGACGGAAAGUGGACGGAAGGUUGCUCGCACGAACGAAUGUCGCGCGAAGGGAAAUCGAAACUCGAAAACCGACACGGUAGACGAGGCUUUUGUUUUUCGGAAAAGUCGACCGACUUGCGAACGUUCCAGCACCGAGGAGUUCCAGAAAAAGUGCGACUUGGAUGUGUGUCGCGCUUUUUCGUGACGCCACUCGACGUCGAGCGAGUAGGUUUAAUUAUUAGUAUCGGAAGAUUGAUUCGGUACCUGACGUGCUUCAGCCGCAAUGAUGUCAAUGGCGGAUUGUCUGCGUCUCUGUCGGACGUGGUUCAGUGCUUCUGA